GGGUGGACGCGUGUCUGCGCGUGACACGUGGCCCCGCCGGAGGCGUCGAUUCCGGCUCGCGUUGGCGCCUAGUCAAAGACGAGACGCAAGGGAGGGAGGUUGUUUGUGGGUAGCUGCAAAAAUAAAAGAUCCUCGCGGUGGGAGCUAUGGCUUCGCUGCUUUGCUCGAUCUUGCGCUGCGAUACUUCCUGAUUCUUUGGAGAGCGCAUUUCUAAGAUUGUGUCUCGAGUGCGUUUGGAUUUGCAAGCGUUUUUUAUUCGCGUUCGCGUGUGUGUGUGCGAGAGCGAUCGUUUUGGAUGGAAAGCAGCGCGCAAACAAGCGCGGUGGAGGAGAAGCUGGGAAUUCGGAUCGAGCGGAAGCCAUCCGAGCAGCGAUUGCUGGAGCUGGGCGUCAAGUCGUGGCCGAAAUGGGGAUGCCCUCCGAGCAAGCUGCCCUGGACGUACGACGCGGAAGAAACGUGCUACCUCCUCAAAGGCAAAGUCCGCGUCUUCCCCGAGGGAUCCUCCGACUUUGUGGAGUUUGGCGCCGGGAACCUGGUCGUCUUCCCCAAAGGCAUGAGUUGCACCUGGGAAGUCUACUCGCCAGUUGACAAGCAUUACAAGUUCGAUUGAUCGAUCGUCACACACAUCGAUAUAAUCUAAUAUCUGUGUGAUCCGCGACAGAUUUUCCCAUAGAAAAGCUCUCUACUUUCAUGCAAUGCAGGCGAUCAAAGAAGCUCCCGCCCAAGCCGGGGAUUCGAGCGCCAUCCCUGGAUGUUUUUAUUUCUUUCUAAGCUCUGUGUGAAGAAAGUGCAAGUACGUUUGUGCAAA
This is a messenger RNA of Selaginella moellendorffii, 808 nucleotides long. RefSeq lists its product as uncharacterized. The transcript has 2 exons. Bases 296 to 610 code for a protein of 104 amino acids. Lineage: Eukaryota; Viridiplantae; Streptophyta; Lycopodiopsida; Selaginellales; Selaginellaceae. The record is from RefSeq and is a predicted model, not a curated record.